Messenger RNA from Cuscuta campestris, 2349 nucleotides. The record is from the annotation of a GenBank genome assembly. NCBI's taxonomy places the organism in Eukaryota, Viridiplantae, Streptophyta, Magnoliopsida, Solanales, Convolvulaceae.
GUUUAAGAGUAAAGCGAUCAUGGGUUCUUCUUCUAGAAAUCUCUAUGCAGAAAUUGGAGAAGGUCAAUCAACCUCUAGGCCACCACUCUUUGAUGGCACCAACUACUCUUAUUGGAAGGAACGGAUGAGAAUCUAUAUUCGUUCCACCAACUUCCAAUUGUGGUUGGUGAUCAAAAAUGGCGAAGAAAUCCCUAUGAAAAAAGUGGGAGAAACCACGGUCCCAAAGACCGAAAACGAAUUUGAUGCCGAGGACAUCAAGAAGAUUGAAAACUAUGCAAAGGCCAUCAACAUGCUAUAUUGCGCGGUCAACCCCGAUGACUACCGAAAGAUCUCCUGUUGCACAACUGCCAAGGAGAUGUGGGACAAGCUUAAAGUGACGUACGAAGAUCAUCAUGCUCUCAAAAAGACCUACACCAACAAGGAUCUUGUGAGGAAAAUCCUGCGGAGUCUCACACCCAAAUGGAGGUCAAAAGCCGAUGCAAUCUACGAAUCCAUCGGAGUCUCCAACGUCACCAUCGACGGGCUAAGAGGUAAUCUUAAAACCUAUGAAUCUACUAUUCUUACCCCGUCUUUGGAUGAACAAAAGAAAAAGGGGAUAGCUCUCAAAGCCACCAAGGAGCCGGUGGAAGAGGCUUCAAGCGAUGACGACAAUGAAUUCGGGCUCGUCAUCAAGAAGUUCCACAAGUUCAUGAAGAAGGAGUUUGAGCGAAAGGGAAGGAAGCACGACGGUCCUCCCAAGUGUUACGGCUGUGGCGAGAUUGGCCACAUCAAGCCAAGGUGUCCAAAAGCCAAACACGGCAAGGAUAAGCCUGGCUUCAAGAAGCAAAGGGCCUACAUCUCUUGGGGUGGCGAUUCCGGCGACGAAUCAACCGACCAAGAGGAGGACGAAGCUGCAAAUCUCUGCCUCAUGGCGCACGAAGAUCAAAGCAACGACGUCCAAGAGGAAGGAAUAGGUUUUGAUAAAAAUAAAGCUAAAGAUAAUGUUGAGCCACCACCUAGACAAUCAUCUAAGGUUCAAUAUAAGAAACCUAAAAAUCAAGAUAAUGAAGAUGUCAUUCUGAAGCUGGAUAAUGAAGAUGUCAUUGUGAAGCUGGAUAUGAUGAAGGCCUAUGAUCGGGUCUCUUGGGCUGCUACCUCCGGGAAAUCAAAGUCUAAAUCCCGGGCACCGUCCACAAACUCCGAGGAGCGCCUCUACUAUGGCGAUGGGUCAUACUUCUGGUUUGAUUCCGAGGAGGAGCGCACCCGUUUCCUCACCUUCUUCUCUAAACGGGUUGUGGCUCCCCCACGAAUCAUUCCAGAGCGCUACCCAGAGCUGCAGGGCUACGACGACCUUGACGCGCAGCUUCAUCAAGCCGGCCUUUGGCCGUUCGUCUCCCGGGCUCGAAAGGAGAUCAACCCGGCGCUGAUCCGGGCCUUCUACUCCAACCUCCGGCGUGAGGACGACGUGCUCUAUUCGCUCGUCAAGAGCACGCCGAUCGAGCUCACCGUGGAGCAGCUUGGGCGCAUCGCCAGCCUCCCCUUCCAAGGCGACGAUGUGUCUCACUAUGGUGGAGAGGAUUGGGUGCUCAACAACGAGGGCCUUAUCCUCAACGAGCUUGGCAUCACCGAGCUCAAACGCCAUGCCUCGGGCCGCCCAACCAUCCACUCCGCCAACCCCGAAGGCCGCCUCGUCCUCUACAUCGUCACCCGGAUCAUCAAACCCAGGAAGCACGGCCACACCAUCAUGCACGGUGAAGACCUCAAGCUUAUCCAUGCGAUCAUGCAUUCGGCCCCAAUCAAUUGGGCAAAGUUUGUCAUGAUCAACAUGACGAUUGCCGCGUCCACCGAGCACGACCACCUCCUCCCAUACCCGUUUUUGGUGAUGGACAUCCUUGAACGGUUCAAGGCCCGGGCCAACCUCGCCUCCAUCGCCGACUCCCUCAACCGGCUCCACCUCAAGGUUGACGGGAUGGGGAGCUAUCUUGAACGGCUCGACGUGGCUGUUCAACGCCAAGGAUACGCGAUGAACUCAUACUUCCAAGGCAUCAACUACGUCCCCCCACCGUACCACGGCACGUUCCUUGGGCAAGUGUAUGGUGACGAGGACGAAGCCGAUGACUCCUACGCCCGGUCAAGCUCCCCGAAUGAAGACGAGUUCGACAAUGCCGUUGAUGGUGAUGAGAUGGACGUCGAUGACGACGAGGAAGAAACCGAAGACGAAGCCUAGGACUCCCCUAGCAUUUCUUUCUUUUCUUUCGAUUAUCCUGUUUUUCAUGCUUCCGUUGUACUCCGCUAUUUCCAUUUAGUCAAUAAAAGUAUCUUUUAUCUUUUUGUUAAUGUCAAAAGGGGGAAGAAAAGGGCUAUGCAUAU